Carlito syrichta (Philippine tarsier) is the source of this 765-nucleotide messenger RNA. It is a transcript of the gene ZG16B, whose product is annotated as zymogen granule protein 16B. The transcript is spliced from 5 exons. Bases 1 to 765 code for a protein of 254 amino acids. NCBI's taxonomy places the organism in Eukaryota, Metazoa, Chordata, Mammalia, Primates, Tarsiidae. The record is from RefSeq and is a predicted model, not a curated record.
AUGGGGAGAAACUGUCAGGCUAAGCUGGAGAAGGCUCCAAGCCAACCUUUCCCCACCCCUGCAGUCCAGGUCGGUUCGGGUGCUGACGAGAGAGAACCCAGAAGACAGCUCUGGGCCUUCGCCCAGGAAGAGCCCCACAGCCUAGCUCCUUCCUGUCCCCUGGUGGGCCCUCACUCCUUCCUUCUGGAUGGAGGCCCGUGGGGCCGGGAGGGUAUAAAGGGCAGGCGGAGGGUGCCCAGCACGGCCAGACGACCCAGUGCAGACACUCCUGGGCGGCCAGAGGCCAUGCUGCUGCUGCUGACUCUCGCCCUACUGGGGAGCCCCAUCUCCUGGGCAGAUGAUAUGGUCGGGCAUCAAGGAGGACACAAGUAUUUCAGCACCCCUGAGAGCUGCUGUGAUUUAGUCACCGGGAUUCGCGUGGCCACAGAUAUUAUUGGCAAAAUAAUAAGUAUCCAGGUGAAGGUGGGAGACUCCUGGCAAGAAAAAGCUGGCGUUUCAGGUGGGCACAUCCAGGAAUUUGAGCUGUGGCCGGGCGAAAUGAUCAAAAAGCUCAACGGCUCGUUCAAACUGUACAUGAGGCAGCUGUGUGUGCACACCAGCGAGGAACGCUCUUUCUGCUUUGGGAAGGAAAGUGGCACGCCUUUCACCAUCUACCCCAAGGAAAAGGGACAGAGUCUCACCGGCAUCUAUGGCCAUUAUGAUCUCUUAGGCUUCAAGAACUUUGGCUUUAGAUGGGGUUUUCUACCAGAUGAUGAAUGUGAAUAG